AUGGCAUCCUUUCGGGCACUCCGUUCGCGGUAUAACUCCUUACUCAAGCAAUUCAUCGCAUCCAACAAGGAAUUUGAAGUUCUAGCCACUAUUUCUACCAGUAAUGCGCCACCACCAGCCAGAAAUCUCUACGUACUCGAUUCCUCGUUCAAUCCCCCCACAUGCGCCCACCUGCGCAUCGCCAGCUCCGCGCUACUAGAACAAUCCGAGCCAGGAUCUCGGCUUCUGUUACUCUUGGCGACUCAAAAUGCCGACAAACCCUCCAAGCCAGCUUCAUUUGAGGAUCGUCUUGCGAUGAUGGAACUCUUCGCUCACGAUGUACGAUCUCACCUGGCAACCAUCAAGUCGUCACAAACAGGUACUGCAGUCACAGAAGACGGCCCCGCCAUCGAUAUUGCAGUCACCAAGAAACCGUACUUCAUGGACAAGGCAGCAGCCAUUGAAGCGUCUGGUAUCUACCCGGAACAACUUGAGCAAGUGCAUCUUACGGGCUUUGAUACAUUGAUUCGUAUCUUUGACCCCAAGUAUUAUCCUCCGAAUCAUGAUCUACAGCCUCUCGGCCCGCUGUUCUCGCGACAUCGUCUGCGGGUCACAUUACGACCUGGUGACAACUGGGGCAGUCUGAACGAACAGGAAGAAUUCAUUGCCAGUAUUGCUCGCGGGGAUCGAGAGAAUGAGGGUGGGAAGAGGGAAUGGGCCCAGAAGAUCCAACUCAUCGAGGGCAGAAAGCCCGGAGCUCCGUCUGUCAGUUCCACCAGAGCGCGUGAGGCGUCGCAAUCGGCCCCCGACGACUUGGAAUGGUUAGUCCCUGACAAUGUCCGACAAUUCAUUCGAUCUGAAGAGCUGUACACGAGCAAGACUUCAUAG
Molecule: messenger RNA, 867 nt
Organism: Penicillium diatomitis
Lineage: Eukaryota; Fungi; Ascomycota; Eurotiomycetes; Eurotiales; Aspergillaceae
Product: nicotinate-nicotinamide nucleotide adenylyltransferase
Exons: 1
Coding region: 1-867 (288 amino acids)
Cellular component (GO): cytoplasm; nucleus
Molecular function (GO): nicotinamide-nucleotide adenylyltransferase activity; ATP hydrolysis activity
Source: RefSeq, a predicted model, not a curated record